ACGCUUUAUUGGUCGAAAGAUCGAUCGAUUGUUCGGUGAUAUUCCGCGGAGAUUCAAUCCCGACGAACCCGCUCAUAUCAUUAGAACGCUUUGUAGUUGAAAGUGUAAUUUCGUUGCGAUCAUAAUUUUCGAUUAUUCCAUACUACUUUAAUGUGACAAAUGACAAGGAUGAUUGACGCCAGGAAUACCGUUUGCACAAACAAUUCGAAAAGCUCUGCCCCUGAUCUGUUUCUGCUUGCAUACGGGGAUAAAAGUGUAGAAUUGAGAGUCAUAAAAGACGCAGUAGAUAUGUACAGAGAUAGCUUUCUGGAGAAGGAAAAGAUCCUGGAGGAAGAGAAACGAGAGCUGGAGAAAUUAAAUUAUCAAGUGUGGUCGCUGGAGAACUCAUUAUGCGAACAAAUAUGGCAAUUUUCGCACAAAUACGAUUUCAGUACUAUCUUCCAAUAUCAUCCUUUUAUUACGGAUACGAAGCGACGGAGGGAUUGUAAAAAUGAAAGAAGUUCCGAGCUGAUCGAUCUCACAAACGAAAUCGAUGCCAUCAAAGCGGAAAUGGCUCAUCUUAACCAAGGAAGGAACCAAGUCAAACGAGAAGUGGAGAACGGUUUAACAAAAUUACGAAAUUUGCAACAGAUCUCGGAUGAUGUUACGGAAUUAUUAAAGUUGAUAUGCCCGUCAGAAACUCCCUGCAAACUCGAAACGAUAUCGAUGCCGAUAUACGACGAAGUGGUUCCUAAUAAUAAUAGAAAUAAAAUGAAACGACAUAAAAAUGAUCCAGGUCGUGCAAAACAUCUGAAGAACGACAAAUCAAAUCUUACAGCUAAGGAAAAAUCAAUUGUUAUGAAGAAUAAUAAGUCUGAUAUUAGAAAGAAAUUAAUAUUUACGACUCCUAAGAAUUAUCCUCAAUUAUCCCUCGAGAAGAGUAUUAUAUUUACUACGAGUACAAUGAUUAUAAACGAAUCUGCAGAAUUCCCGAAUAACACGAAGUUCAAAAGUUUUACUUUCAAGAAACGCAGUGAGAUUUCCAUCAGGUUUCAACAGUAUCAUGGCUACAAGUAAUAAUUAUUAAUAAAUUAAUUUUUUUUUAACCAUGUUAUAAUGAGAAAAUUGUUUUAAUUAUCUUAAAUAUGUUUAUAUCGUAAGGAAUCGAAUAACUAAGGAAUAAAUAACUUAAAAUAACAAAACACAAAGUUUUACAGAACCUUUGUCAGGAGAAUCAAAGAGAGAUUGUGUAAAAAAGAAACGGAGAAAUGAGUGUGUAAAUUUCGGGAAAAUAUUUUAUAAUAUAUUUGCGUAUUUAGAAAUAUUUAUACAGCAUCCGGAGUAUAAUCGCGCAAUGUACAUUGAAAUUACAUUUAAUAUUACAUUCUUGGAAUUAUACACAAUUAACACAAUAUAUCGUGUGUUGCGCAAUAGACUAUUCGACAAGCGUUCAUUUUCUCGGAAUAGUAUACUGGGCGUUUGCAAACAGUCACCGUGAAUUUCGCUUGCAAACCACGUGGACUAUAUAUGUUUAUCGGUCGGUUUUUGUUUAUUUUCCUUUUUUUUAACUGUUUAACAGUUGGAUCGUACCGCAUCGACGAUCUUGGCAACUUACAUGUGAAUGGCUUUGAUGAGUUUUCCACAUGCGAAGACUUUCAUUACAAUAUCUAAAAACUAAUUUGUCAAACGGUCGCCACCGUCACGUUGUUCAGAUAAUAUCGUAAAAAAUAUUAACAUUAAUCAAUCUAAUUAAUGUAUCCUUUAAAAUUGCAGCCUUUAUUCGUAGAACAUGCUAAUGUUCUAUGUACUUUUCUAUUACAUUAAAUUUUUUCGAGAUCUUGUUUGUUAACUUAUUGUGAGAGAACGCACAAUCUUUUUUAGAAUUUUUUAAAUUUAAUUUAUUUCAAUUUAUUUUUAAUUUGUAUAUUUUAAUUUAUAUGCACAUAUAUGUCUGUAAAUUAAAAUAUACAUAUAUGCAUCGAUAUUACGUGAUUUGACAUUUUUAUUUAACUCUCUCAUUUAAUAUUUUGCAAUAUUAAACAAGAUAAUAAUAGAAAUAAAAUAUAAAAAAAUAUUACAAAAGCACUAACAUACAUUCUUGUAAUUGUAGAUAACAUGUAGAAUUAAAAAAAAGCAAUAGAUAUACAAAACUAUAUUACUAAUAAAAUUCAAAGAUUUCCCAUUCGUAGACGUAAUGCACACCGGUUCUAUAUAUAACAUUACAUAACGUCGAGUAAAUUACGUCACACUUUUAAAAAAA
This is a messenger RNA of Monomorium pharaonis (pharaoh ant), 2239 nucleotides long. RefSeq lists its product as uncharacterized. Lineage: Eukaryota; Metazoa; Arthropoda; Insecta; Hymenoptera; Formicidae. The coding region runs from base 160 to 1056 and encodes 298 amino acids. The record is from RefSeq and is a predicted model, not a curated record. The transcript has 7 exons.